Molecule: messenger RNA, 675 nt
Organism: Hippocampus zosterae (dwarf seahorse)
Lineage: Eukaryota; Metazoa; Chordata; Actinopteri; Syngnathiformes; Syngnathidae
Product: glutathione S-transferase Mu 4-like
Exons: 1
Coding region: 1-675 (224 amino acids)
Biological process (GO): glutathione metabolic process
Molecular function (GO): glutathione transferase activity
Source: RefSeq, a predicted model, not a curated record
AUGGCAAAGCUUGUUGUUGGAUAUUGGCCACUCAGAGGCUUGGUUGAGAGGGUCCUUCUUCUGCUGGAGUACCUGGGCCUUGAGUACGAGUUGCGCCGGGUCACUGACCCAGACGGCUGGUUCAACAAACUCAAGCUCGAGGUCAUGGCUAAGAACGGUCUGGCUAACCUGCCCUACCUGCUCGAUGGCGAGAAGUACAUCUGCGAGAGCUCGGCCAUCAUGGUGCACCUGGCCCUAAAGGCGGACCGGCCCUGCCUCCUGGGCAAGACCAACGACGAGAAGGUCGAGUACACGGCCCUCAUUGGGUUUUUCAAUGACACCUACUCCGAGUACAUCAAGUUCGCUUACGGCAAGGCCGAGGAUUUUGCUGCCGCAAAGGCUGACUACAAGAAGGCCGUGGAUCUGAGGGUCGCCAAGCUGGACAAGCUGCUGGAGGGCCGCAAGUACGCAGUCGGCGAGACUUUCACCCUCGCGGACAUCCUCUUCUUCGACUUCCUGUCCCUCUAUGAGGGGCUGCUGUUCCCCGGGGAGCUGAAGGCCUUCAAGACCGUGCAGGAGUACUUCGAACGGGUGGGCUCAAUCGAGAACAUCAAGAACUACCGGGCGAGUGACAGGUUCAUGGUCGAGCCCUGCAAUGGCCCGAGUGCCCAGUUCUCGCCUCUGAAGCUGCCGUGA